Messenger RNA from Cottoperca gobio, 1144 nucleotides. It is a transcript of the gene comtb, whose product is annotated as catechol-O-methyltransferase b. Gene Ontology annotation, biological process: developmental process; dopamine metabolic process; catecholamine catabolic process. Lineage: Eukaryota; Metazoa; Chordata; Actinopteri; Perciformes; Bovichtidae. The record is from RefSeq and is a predicted model, not a curated record. The transcript has 7 exons. Bases 208 to 1002 code for a protein of 264 amino acids. Gene Ontology annotation, molecular function: catechol O-methyltransferase activity.
GGGGGAUGGAAGGAAAAGGGAGGGAGGAGUUAGUCUCAUGUGAGGGCAGGCAUAUGUCCGCCUGCUAGAAAUCUCAGAUUUUCCUCUAGCAGCGAGAAGAGGGGAGAGAAGAAAGUGAGCGCCGCCUGCCCUCACAUCCAGUUGCCAUGCGACUCAAACUCCAAAUCAAAAGGAAUUACCUCAACCACCGCCGGUCGCAUUAUAAGGAUGUGGCUGACUCUUCUUUACAGUUGCACCGGUGGAGCAGCUCUCCUGUAUGCUCUGUACAGAUGGGUGAUUCCCGCCACUGUGCAGUAUCAUGGAGGAUUGGCGCUGAUGUGGCAUGAUGUCAUUGUGGAGCGGUUGCUGGACACUGUGACCCAGUCCACACGUCCUCAGCGGCUCCUGGGUGCAGUACAGAAGAACGCCACCAGAGGGGACCCUCGCAGCGUGGUCAAAGCCAUCGAUCACUUCUGCAGAAACCAGGAGUGGGCCAUGAAUGUGGGGGAUGAGAAAGGCUGCAUUCUUGACUCAGUUGUAUCUGAGGUAAACCCAGCCACUGUGCUGGAGCUGGGAACCUACUGUGGCUACUCCACGGUGCGGAUCGCCAGCCUGCUCCCCCCUCACGCUAAACUCAUCACUCUCGAAUUCAACCCGGACUUUGCUGCGAUUGCUCGUCAAGUGAUCGCUUGGGCCGGAUUAGAGCAUAAGGUCCAGUUAGUUGAAGGGGCAUCUGGUGACUGGAUCCCUAAAAUGAAGGAGCAGUUUGGGGUGGAAACAUUUGAUUUAGUUUUCCUGGAUCACUGGAAGGAUCGUUACCUCCCCGACACACACCUGAUGGAGGAGUGUGGCCUCCUCAGGAAAGGCAGCGUCCUGUUGGCAGACAACGUCAUCUGCCCCGGAACUCCUGACUACCUGGAAUUUGUCCGGAGCAGCCCACGAUACAAGAGCCAGUACUUCAAAUCUCACCUGGAGUACACCAAAGUGGAGGAUGGCUUGGAGAAGUCUGUCUUCUUAGGGUAGUUUUUAACAAAGAAAAGUGUCAUGUUUUUACACAGUAAAUCAGAACCUCUUGUUGUCUUGGGUUCACUGAGCAGACUUAAAAUGUGGUGUUAAAAACUGUUUUUCUAAUACGUGAUAGAGUCUUGAAAUUAAAAGAAACGUG